AUGUCACUUGGUUCGCUUUUUCUUUCCGAAUUAGACGCCGGCCCCCCAUCCCGUGCACAAGCGCCACUUCGCACAUGCACACGGCACCGUGCGCCAUCGUUCGACUCUUGCACGCCGUCUUUAUGUUCCACGACAUGUCUCGAUAACCCAACAGAACCUUCAGACUUGUCAUCCACCACCAAGAUCACCACCCUCAAUCAUCUGCGCUCCCUGGUGCCUCACUCUUACUGCAUUGGCAUCGAUGUGGAGGGCAUCGAGGGCAUAGCGCAGGGUAUCACCUCUGUGGGCAUCUCCAUCCUGCCACCCGUCUUCUCCCUCUCCACGGCAUCCGCGGAUGGCUCGUGGCCAUGGCCCUUUCCAGACCACCACCAAGGGCAAAUCGACCUCGACACCAUCGCUUCUCACUACCGUCUGCAGUCUUACUGCUUUGCCGUCCUUGGCCGUGAGCGUGCCCGGUCCUACGAGCAUUUCCACUACGGCGAGGUUGUCCACCACCCCGUCACCCACCUCCAGUCCACCAUUGUCUCCGUACUGCAGUCCGUCCGCCUUCAAAACCCCACGGCCCAUAUCAUCCUCGUGGGAUUCGACAUGGAGCUUGAGCACCGCGCUGUCAAAUCUGUUUUCCCUUUGUUGGAUGACCAUGUCACACACUGGUGCGAUGUCUCGCAUACCGGUCUUGCGGAUGCGAGAUGGGAAAGUAGAAGGGUAGCGCACAAGACGCAUCGCAAGAUCUCCUUGCGGGAUACCAUGUUGGCUCUCAACUUCAGGCGUAACCAUGGGAUACAGCCCCGAGCGAGGCAUCACUCGGCUGGUAUGGACGCUGUGCGCACACUGGGAACAAUGCUUGCGCUUCUGGCGAGGGCGCCAGAGGCAGGAGGUUUGGUGGUCAAAAGAUUUACGUGGGAGGAGCAUGGGAACAGAAAACUGUGGGAAUGGGUUCCAAGACCGGCAUCCAAGUUCCCUUGGACAGUGAAAAUUGUACCGGUGCCGACAGAUGACAAGGACGGAACAGCGCACCUGCCAGAGUCCCUUGGCAGACCAGCCCGGUUGUUCAAUUUCGUAACGAGGAACUUUGCCGAACCAAAAGCCGUAGCGGUCUGUCCCCCGGCUAGGUCGGGGCCGCUGAAGACACAUGGCUGGGAGUCAACCUACAAGCGCCCCGGCGUUACUCCGACUCCCACUCCUCCCGCCGCCGCUUCUCCGUUCGGUCCUCCGUCCGCUUCGCCAGUCCCCGGCGCCCAUCCGCUCGCCGCGGCGCCAGCGAACCCCUCCAUGAGCUACCUCCAACACCAAUCCGUUCCCGCGAUAAACCUCUCCGAUCCACGCGUUGCCAAUGCCCUUAUGGCGCAGUAUUCCCAGCAGUCCCAGCCUCAACACCACGGCGGGCGAGGGGGUUUUGGAGCAGGAGGUAGGGGCGGUAGCCAGCAACAGCAAAGGCCCCGACCACAGCCCGUCGACAAGCCAAAAGCCAAGAUCGCCAUCCUCGGCUGCGAGCCGUGGUUCCUGGUAUACACAAAAUAUGGGAGAAGGUUUGCUUUCAAUCCGGUAAAGAACGCGAGUUACUGGCGGAUUCCGGACAAGAUCUUGCCAGCAGUAAUCGAGUUGGAUAAAGAAAGGAUCAGGAGGAAGGCCGCUGGGGAGCCACCGCUCGAGGAGGAUCCGAAAUACAAGAGCCAUGAUAAGGAGGAGGAAAAGGCGGAGGGGAAGAAUCUGGGUUCGGGGCAGCAGGGUCUAGAGGAGACGCACGACUACGACAGCUCAGAAUACGAAGAAGUAGAAGUCACCGAUGACGAAGGCGCAGACCACAACGACGCCGAACACCCCUCCCAGCACCAGCGUACCGAAGACGAAAACCAGGGGCCGAUCGAGUUUACAGAAGACGACUUUGCCGCUCAGCUGGCCAUGAUGGAAGGCGAUGGUAUGGACAUUGACCAAGAAUACGAUUUUGAAGCACAAGCAGAAAAUGUCGAGCCCCUUUCUGACGUCGACGCCCGCCUCCUCUUCCGCGACCUCCUCGCCGACUUCCGCAUCAACCCCUACUCCCCUUUCCAAAAGCUGAUUGACGAAGGCGAGAAGACGGGUGUCUUCUCCGACCCGCGGUACACUGUCCUCUCAUCCAUGCGCGAGCGCAGGGAAGUCUACGAUGAGUGGUCCCGCGAGGCUAUCCAAGCCCUGAAAGAAGCGAGGGCAAAGGAAGAGAAGAAGGACCCGAGGAUACCAUACCUGGCCUUUCUACAAGAACAUGCCACGCCAAAGCUAUAUUGGGCUGAGUUCAAGAGGAAAUAUCGAAAGGAAGAUGUGAUGAAGGAUUCGGCGCAUCAUAGGAGCUUCAACGACAAGGAAAGAGAAAAGCUGUACAGGGAGCAUAUCAACAGACUGAAGCUACCGCAGUCGCAACUCAAGAGUGACCUGAAGAAGUUGCUUGAGAGUGUACCGCUCCGGCAGCUGAACAACCGGUCCUCAGCAGCCAGCCUCCCGAGCCAAAUCUUGGCAGACAUCCGAUACAUCUCGCUCGAUGCGAAAACGCGCGACGAAUUCAUCGAGGGUUACAUCCAGGGUCUUGCCCCACCUCCAGAGGCCCAAAGCGCUGCGGAAGAAGCGGAGGAUGAGGUACUGAGGAAAGCUAAAGAGGAGAGGAAGAAGAGAGAGAAAGCGUUGGAAGAGAGGGAGAGGAGGGUAGAAGAGGAAAAGAGAAGACAAGAAAAGAGGUUAGCCGUUGAACGGGCGAGGCUCAGGGAGGAGGAGAGGGAGCUGCAGAGGGCUAUGGUUGUUGAUAAGAAGGGGCUGCAGAGUCAGCUGGGCGGUGGUGCUACGGCUGGCGGGGAGGCGUCGAAGGAUGAUGAGGCAAAGGAGGAGAGAUAA
Neurospora hispaniola is the source of this 2862-nucleotide messenger RNA. RefSeq lists its product as uncharacterized. The transcript has 2 exons. The record is from RefSeq and is a predicted model, not a curated record. Gene Ontology annotation, cellular component: nucleus. Bases 1 to 2862 code for a protein of 953 amino acids. Gene Ontology annotation, molecular function: RNA polymerase binding; transcription coregulator activity. Lineage: Eukaryota; Fungi; Ascomycota; Sordariomycetes; Sordariales; Sordariaceae.